This is a messenger RNA of Procambarus clarkii (red swamp crayfish), 798 nucleotides long. The record is from RefSeq and is a predicted model, not a curated record. Lineage: Eukaryota; Metazoa; Arthropoda; Malacostraca; Decapoda; Cambaridae.
AUGAGGAAACCAGGACGGCCCUUAUGUCGUCCUCCUCUCCCACAGCAUCUUCCAGGCCUCCCACAGCAUCCCACAACCUCUCCCAGAUCUCCCAGGCCUCCCACAGCAUCCCACAACCUCUCCCAGAUCUUCCAGGCCUCCCACAGCAUCUCCCAGGCCUCCCACAGCCUCUCCCAGAUCUCCCAGGCCUCCCACAGCAUCUCCCAGGCCUCCCACAGCCUCUCCCAGAUCUCCCAGGCCUCCCACAGCAUCUCCCAGGCCUCCCACAGCCUCUCCCAGAUCUCCCAGGCCUCCCACAGCAUCUCCCAGGCCUCCCACAGCCUCUCCCAGAUCUCCCAGGCCUCCCACAGCAUCUCCCAGGCCUCCCACAGCCUCUCCCAGAUCUCCCAGGCCUCCCACAGCAUCUCCCAGGCCUCCCACAGCCUCUCCCAGAUCUCCCAGGCCUCCCACAGCAUCUCUCAGGCCUCCCACAGCCUCUCCCAGAUCUCCCAGGCCUCCCACAGCAUCUCCCAGGCCUCACACAGCCUCUCCCAGAUCUCCCAGGCCUCCCACAGCAUCUCCCAGGCCUCCCACAGCAUCUCCCAGGCCUCCCACAGCAUCUCCCAGGCCUCCCACAGCCUCUCCCAGAUCUCCCAGGCCUCCCACAGCAUCUCCCAGGCCUCCCACAGCAUCUCCCAGGCCUCCCACAGCAUCUCCCAGGCCUCCCACAGCAUCUCCCAGGCCUCCCACAGCAUCUUCCAGGCCGCCCGUCUCCACGGAGACCUAUUUCCAAAGUUUUCUCCUAUACUGGUCCAUUAA